Pocillopora verrucosa is the source of this 972-nucleotide messenger RNA. NCBI's taxonomy places the organism in Eukaryota, Metazoa, Cnidaria, Anthozoa, Scleractinia, Pocilloporidae. The record is from RefSeq and is a predicted model, not a curated record.
AUGGAAGCUAACUGCAAAAGAGUUGUUGAAACCAUUGCACCUCAGCAAGAGUCGCAUAAUGUUACAGAGCCUAUUGGCCCAUUAUCUCUUCAUUAUGAAGGAAUAAGUGGGCUACUCAAAACACGAAGGCCAUAUAUCCAAUAUGCCUUUGAAAAGGGAUUGUUCACCAAAGAAUCACAGGACAUUAUCAAGCAAUAUCUACGCUUCAACUUAAAUGAAAAUCAUGAUGACGAUGAAAGUGAUUGUAUCAAUGCUGAUGAGAUAAAUGAUGAUGAUCAAGAUUCUCACAGCAGCGUUGAUGGUGAUGCUGAAGACAGCGGAUUGGGUAUUGUCUUAGCUGAGAUGAGACUAUUUAUCGUUUCACAUUUCCUGAUCUAUCUUUCUGUGAUCCAAUACUCAGACUGUGGAAGUGUCACAUGGUAUGAACCUCUACCGGUUAAGACAGUAUCGAGUGCAGGCGAUGACCCAACUCCAGCAAAGGUAAAGCUUUUUGAAGGAUAUCCUGCAUCUCUAAGCUGGAACUUCAGUUUGACGUCAGUGACUCUUUUUGCGGUGAAUGUAAAGUUUAACGCUGAAAGUCUCGCAUUAAGUGGACCGGGAGGAUCAGGUGCAAAGGUGGCGCCUGCCUUUGAGGAUAAGUUCAAUUUCACUUGGAUUUCCCAACGACUCACUUUGGUUAUCUUCAGUGUGACUGCUGCAUAUGAUGAAAGUAACGGGGAAUUUAGCUGUCAGUUGUUUACUCUGGAAGGAGGGUGGGUCCGUAAGAUUCAAGUGAAAAUUGUUGAGGUGGAUGGUGGCUGGAGUGAGUGGAACUCCUGGAGUAACUGUACAAAGGCAGUUGGUGGUAUACAAACAAGAAAGAGAGAAUGCACCAAUCCGGAACCAGCAUAUGGUGGGAAACACUGCAAUGGGACCGGUGCACUUCUGAGAGGAUGUAGCAACAUGUCCAGUUGCCUUGAAGUUUUUCGAUAA